Molecule: messenger RNA, 354 nt
Organism: Cylicostephanus goldi
Lineage: Eukaryota; Metazoa; Nematoda; Chromadorea; Rhabditida; Strongylidae
Source: the annotation of a GenBank genome assembly
AUGAACGAACUUAAGAAGGAUGAACUGUCUUGGGUUGUCGAGCCUCGUCAGGAACCUGGAAUGGUCCUUUAUAAAGUUUCGUUAUACAAAGAAAAACUUGCUGGUGAUGCGCACACAGCUGUCACCACAAUGACUAAGCUGACUCUACCUACAGAAUUGCUGCAGUCUUGGUCUUCGGCUCAAAAAUUCGAUGUAAACAUCGCUGCGAUCAACGCAUGGAUGUCCUUGAAUAUCACUAAAACUGGACUACAGGCACCACUAAAACCACCUACCGUGCCAACAAAUGUUCGCUUGUACGCAACGCAACAGGUGACUUCAGUACUCAGAAAUGUCUUCUUUACUUUUGCCUCUUAA